GAUCUUUGGUGAGCCGCUAGGAGGUGCUGUUUACCUCUGUUUGAGCCACACAUGACGGUGUGGACUGUGCCCGCUUUGUGGUGGUGAACUCCUGUUUGCCUGGAGUGGCACAAAUAGAUGGGCGUGGCUUUUGAGUCCACGCCCACGGGUUUACAGACAGCACGCGAGAGCUUUUCUGCCAAGAAACUCCCCUCCUAGUGAGCAGAGGUCGACCGGUCGAUACUUUAUUUUCUCCUGCUGUUAUUUACAUUUCUGCCCAUCAAUGCCUUCGGUUGAGAGCCUUACAGUCAACUACGACUUCCUGAAUGAGCAGGGGACGUUUUCCGAAGGCGACAUAGUCACAGGAAAUGUUACUCUUACUUUGGCGAAGGAUACCAAAGUUCAGUCGCUUUUCGUCAAAUUGAAGGGAGACGCGAACGUGCGAUGGUCAGAAAAAAGAGGAGACAAAACCAAAGUGUACUCUGCUGAUACCAGAUACUUUAAGCUGAAGCAGUUUCUGACCCCAGAGGGCUCUGAUGAAACGGCGUUGCCUCAGGGGAUCCAUGUAUACAAGUUCCGCUUUCAGAUUCCCCCAGGAAGCAUGCCAUCCUCAUUCAAGGGGUCCUAUGGAAAAAUAGUCUACAAAAUCGAGGCCAAGCUGAGUAGAAGUUGGAGAAUGAAUGACACUGCAGAAAAGGAGUUGGUGUUCAUAUCCAAGUUUAUCCCCAGUCUUCAAUCACCGAUGACACCACAGUCUGGUUCAACUCGAAAGGAGAUGGGACUCUUCUCCAAAGGACAUGUGGAAUUCGAGGCUGUCCUUAACAAGAAAGCUUUCGGUGCAGGUGAAAACAUGGAACUUGUUUUAUCAGUUGACAACCCUUCCUCCAAAAAAGUGAAACCCAAGUUGAGUUUAACCAAGAAAAUCACCUACUAUGCCAGAGGAAGUACCAAGAGCUCCACAGAUGAAAUCAACAAGAUGGUUUUUGACCCCAUUGAGCAAAACACCAAAAAAGAGCUCAAGUGUGUCAUGGAGAUUCCUGCCGAUCAGGGACCAUCAAUUCAGAACUGUGAUAUAAUUAAACUGGAAUACACCUUAAAGGUGUACCUGGACAUCAGCUUUGCUUUCGAUCCAGAGAUAAUCUUCCCCAUAACUAUUUUACAUUCCGACGUAGUUUCUCGCUUUCAGCAUAACGUCGCUGCUCCUAGUGAUUUUGGUGGCCCGAGCAACAGCGUCUUUCCUCCACCUGCUGUCUCUAUGGGCCCUUACCCUGUAUCUCCUCAAGCAGGAGGUUACGGAUACCCUGCAGCUCAGGGAUUUUCAGCACCUCCUCCAGAAUACCCAGGUCAGCCUCAACCGUAUGCUGCUCCUCCAGGCAUGUACCCUCCUCUGCCUCCAACGUAUGAGGGCUACAGCAACGCAGUGCCACAGCAGCCUUUUCCUUAUGGAUCUGGAGUUUCUACAUCUCACCUCUCACCCACUGGCCCACCAAAUCACCAACCUCCAUCAGCCCCACCCAUGGAUCCACAAUCUUCCUCACCUUCUCUAGCACCGCCAGCCUACAGCUCUUUGCCUUCUGCACCUCUGGUGAAUGAAAAUUUCCUUUCUCAAGGAGACAAAGCUCCGUUGGAGUAAUCCAUUUCUUUUAUCCACUCUUUAUAUCUGAUACCAAAUAACCUCAAUAUAGUACCACAUGCCUUGUGACUCGUUGGUGUAAGAGUGCAUGUAAAUUGCAUGCUAAAAAAAUAGGAUGAGCAUUUAGAAGUUGUUUAUAACAGAAUCAUAUUUACUGGUUGGAUAUUGAAUGCAAAAUAGUACUUAAUGAACGGUAAGAGAUCUUGCAAAAGUUUUAUCCAGCAGAAGAUGUUGUAAUAGCAUUCAUUUAUUAAGAUGCACUCCAUAUUAUGCCACUCCGAGAGUUCUUUUUGAAAAUAUUUCUCUACAGCUUUAUGUGAAAGGUGCUCUCGUGUUUUUUUAUUUUUUUAUUCAAGAAAAUUUUUAAACGUUGAAGUCCUUUGCAGACUUUUUGUUGAUUUCCCUAAGUGCCUGUACUUUUUGUGUUGGAUAGGUUGGAAUAAAUAUGUUAUCUCACA
Messenger RNA from Oryzias melastigma (Indian medaka), 2070 nucleotides. RefSeq names its product arrestin domain-containing protein 3. Bases 263 to 1612 code for a protein of 449 amino acids. The transcript is spliced from 6 exons. The record is from RefSeq and is a predicted model, not a curated record. Gene Ontology annotation, biological process: protein transport. Gene Ontology annotation, cellular component: cytoplasm; plasma membrane. Lineage: Eukaryota; Metazoa; Chordata; Actinopteri; Beloniformes; Adrianichthyidae.